Molecule: messenger RNA, 639 nt
Organism: Dentiscutata heterogama
Lineage: Eukaryota; Fungi; Glomeromycota; Glomeromycetes; Diversisporales; Gigasporaceae
Source: the annotation of a GenBank genome assembly
ACAAAGUUUAAAUCGCCUCAUGAAGAUUUUUCAACAAAGUCUCAAACUUUAGACAUUCACGUCCCUUGGUCACGAAAUGACAUAUUUUGUAUAAAUGUAACCACACCACCACCUAAUAUGGUUUUAUAUCCUUAUUAUAAUAUUUAUAUUCGUUGGAAAAAAGUACCCGAAUGUAACACAAACAUCCCCCUAACAAAUUUUCAAAUAACAUUAUAUAAUAAUCCAAAAGUUUCAGGAAGUCUUGAAAAACCAAAAGUUAAAUAUGAUUGGUCAAAAAAAAUAGCAUCAGAUGUAACAGAAGAUUAUUAUUUGUGGAGUAUUCCACUUUACCGAAAUAUAGUAGAUGAUUUUACAAUAUUUUAUAUUAGAAUUGAAACAGAAACUGUUGUUAAUAGUGGAAUGUAUACAGCAUUUGGAAUGACGGGUCCAUUAACAAUUUCACAACAUCCUGAUAAAGAAAAUAAAACUUUAUUUGCAGAGGUUAAUAGUACGGAUCCAAAAGUUGUGAUACCUACAGUUAUUGGAGAACAAGUUAAAUCUUCAGGGAAGAGAAUUAAUCUAGUAUCAAUUUAUUCUGAAAUGAUUAUUAAUUUGACAUUAUUGUUAUCUUUUAUGAUUAUUUUUAUUCUGUUUAUGUGA